AAUAACAACUUUUCUAUUCCACAUUCUCAAAUCUCACCACAUGCUACAAUAGAUUUGCAUGAACACUUUUCUAAAAAUGCUUUUACAACUUAGAAAUGGAAUAAAAGCCCUCGUGUGUGUCAUACUCAUUUCCAUCAUUCCUAGCCUUUCUGCAUUAAUGGGGGCAAUCAUCAAAUCCCAUCAUUCCUCCAUAAAGCCAUGUAUUAGAGUAAACAAUUUCACAUUCUCUUUAUUACAAUUUGGUCACUUUUAUGAACCUUGUUCAAGGAUUGAAGGACACAACCAUAUAUGUUUUCCUACAUAUAUUUACAACAAUAAGAAGGGUUUUUGGUUUGCAUGUAAUUAAACUCGAAGUAACUCAUGAAAUUAAAUAUUUGAUUAGAUCCAUUUACCUUGAAUAAUCUAUUUAAUAUGAUCUAAUUUGGUGGACCACAUUGUUGUCUACCCUUAAAAAAGAAAGGGUGUCAAACUGUCAACAAUUUGGCCUCGUCCAUAACCGAAUUGAACCAGGUCCAAAAGUAAAGGAAAUUAGGUGCAAGUGCAACAUCAAAUAAAAAUAUCUUUAUCCCCUUUUAUACUUGAAUAUUUCAUUAAUCAGGAUCGGACAAUAUCAUAUUUACUCUUAUUUAGUUCAUGAAAGUGAGUAGCAAAAUGCAUAAUAUGUGUUCCGAUCCAAAUAACGAUUUGAUCAGAUUUAAUUGGGACAUGAUCACAUGGAAUAGGAGUUGCAAAAUUCUAGAAUACAGAAGGAAGGGGCGAGGAACAAAGAUCUGUUGAAAUAAGUAAUUAAUUAAAAUCUCAUCCACACACGCCAUCAACUCACGAGUCAUACCUGACGAGUCGUUCUUUUAUAAUUACGUGAAAAAAACAACUUUCAUCAUCUUAUCUUAUCGUAACUCGGCGGCUACUCCAACUCAGUACCGACUGCUAAGUGCCAACAGUGAAGCUGAGCCAAGCGGAGCUCCCUCUCCAUCACCCAGGUGCUCUUCACAUUUCUCUUCCUUCCUUCCUUCCUUCUGCAUUUAAUCUCCCUGCUGUGAACUGCAGUUUCCGUUUUCCCCCAAUCCUGUUUCACACUCUCUCGCUGACAGUGACACCUUUCCUUUCUUGUAUUUGUAUUUCCUGCAAUGCCGAUCGGAAUUUGGAUUCUGUAGAUUUCGAUUCUUCCGCCGGUUGAGGUUUUCGUUGCAGCCGGCGAAUCCUUUGAGGGAGUGAGAGAGAAGGGGAAUAAUCAAGUGGAAGCAGAAUGUGGAAGCUGAAGAUAGCCGAUGGAGGGAGUAAUCCGUGGCUGAGGACUACGAACGAUCAUGUAGGAAGGCAAGUCUGGGAGUUCGAUCCGAAGCUCGGAUCUCCCGAGGAGCUCGCCGAGAUUGAGCAAGUUCGUCAAGAUUUCUACAAGAAUCGGUUCCACAAGAAGCACAGCUCCGAUCUCCUCAUGCGCAAACAGUUUGCAAAGGAGAAUCCGCUGGUUAAUGUGUUGCCUCAAGUGACGGUGAAAGAGAAAGAAGAUGUUACAGAGGAGGCAGUGACCAUAACUUUAAGAAGGGCUUUGGAUAAUUACUCGACGAUCCAGGCUCAUGAUGGACACUGGCCAGGGGAUUAUGGAGGGCCUAUGUUUCUCAUGCCCGGUUUGGUAAUUACUCUGUCCGUGACAGGGGCAUUGAAUGCAGUUUUGUCAGAAGAACACAAGCGGGAGAUGCGCCGGUACCUCUAUAACCAUCAGAAUGAAGAUGGUGGGUGGGGCUUACAUAUCGAGGGACCUAGCACCAUGUUUGGAAGCGUUCUCACUUAUGUAACGUUGCGCUUGCUUGGUGAGGGAGCUAAUGAUGGAGAAGGAGCGAUGGAGAAAGGGCGUGACUGGAUCUUGAACCAUGGUGGAGCUACUGCGAUAACCUCGUGGGGGAAAAUGUGGCUUUCAGUACUUGGAGUCUUUGACUGGUCUGGCAAUAAUCCCCUGCCCCCUGAGAUAUGGCUCCUUCCUUAUAUUCUCCCAAUCCAUCCAGGAAGGAUGUGGUGUCAUUGCCGGAUGGUCUAUUUGCCUAUGUCCUAUUUGUAUGGGAAAAGGUUUGUUGGUCCCAUCACCCCAACAGUUUUAUCAUUGAGAAAGGAACUUUUCAAUGUACCGUUCCAUGAAGUUGACUGGAAUCUUGCCCGGAAUGAAUGUGCAAAGGAAGAUCUCUACUACCCACACCCUCUCAUUCAAGAUAUGCUCUGGGGGUUCCUUCACAAGUUCGUUGAACCUAUUCUGAUGACCUGGCCUGGAAAGAAGUUGAGAGAAAAGGCACUUCAGACUACAAUGGAGCACAUACACUAUGAAGAUGAAAAUACCCGUUACAUUUGCAUAGGACCUGUAAAUAAGGUAUUAAAUAUGCUCUGUUGUUGGGUGGAGGAUCCAAACUCGGAAGCUUUUAAGCUGCAUCUUCCAAGAAUACCUGAUUACCUUUGGGUUGCUGAAGAUGGAAUGAAAAUGCAGGGGUAUAAUGGAAGUCAGGCAUGGGAUACUUCAUUUGCUGUUCAAGCAAUUCUAUCAACCAAUCUUAUUGAAGAGUAUAGUUCAUCACUUAAAAAAGCACACACAUAUGUGAAAAACUCACAGGUUUUGGACGAUUGCCCUGGUGACCUUGAUUAUUGGUACAGACACAUUUCUAAAGGUGCAUGGCCUUUCUCAACUGCUGACCAUGGAUGGCCUAUCUCAGACUGCACAGCAGAGGGAUUAAAAGCUGCUCUUUUACUAUCACAAAUGCCAUCAGAGCUUGUUGGGGAACCAUUGAAAGCUCAGAGAUUUUAUGAUGCUGCAAAUGUGAUUUUGUCAUUACAGAAUGCUGAUGGUAGCUUCGCUACGUAUGAGCUCACAAGAUCCUAUAGUUGGUUGGAGUUGAUCAACCCAGCUGAAACAUUUGGUGACAUCGUUAUUGAUUACCCUUAUGUUGAAUGUACUUCAGCUGCGAUUCAAGCCUUAGUACCAUUCAAGAAACUUUAUCCUGGACAUCGGAUAGCAGAAGUGGAUGGUUGUAUCAAGAAGGCUGUUGCAUUCAUUGAAUCCAUUCAGGCUACAGAUGGCUCAUGGUAUGGUUCCUGGGCCGUUUGCUUUACGUAUGCUACAUGGUUUGGCAUAAAAGGAUUGGUUGCUGCUGGAAAGAACUUCGACAAUAGCUCUUGCAUCCGGAAAGCAUGUAACUUUCUGUUGUCCAAGCAGUGUCCUUCUGGUGGCUGGGGAGAGAGCUACCUUUCAUGUGUAAACAAGGUAUAUAGUAAUCUUGAAGGUGACAGGGGCCACGUGGUAAAUACCGGAUGGGCGAUGUUGGCUCUGAUUGCUGCUGGCCAGGCUGAGAGAGACCCAGCGCCACUGCACCGUGCAGCCAGAUUCUUGAUAAAUUCCCAAAUGGAGAAUGGAGAUUUCCCGCAGGAGGAAAUCAUGGGAGUUUUCAAUAGGAACUGUAUGAUUAGCUACUCAGCUUACAGAGACAUUUUCCCGAUUUGGGCGUUGGGAGAAUACAGGACCCGAGUCCUUCAUGCGUUGUAAGAUUGAUCGUUGUCUUCCAACAAAUCGAAAUACCAUUUCCAACAACUGCUGGUUUCUUGGUCCAGAGUGUUGGCCAUGAUCGACUUGCACUUUAAUGCUGCGCCUUAUCCUCCUUGAUGGAUUUGCAGUGUGUUAACGGGCAUCAAUCAUUUCCAUUUUCCAGUAGUCUUCUUCAGAAAGAAAAACAAACAAAACGUGGUUUGCUGUAGUUCAGCAUUUACUCUUUGGUUCGUGUUACCAGAACAAUGUCUUGGUUUCUGAGAGGUUCAAAGUGUAGUGUUAAUGGAUUAGUCUAAUUCUCACUUUAGCAUUACUUUCUACUGAUAACUAACUUGCCUGUGCAGACUCUUGUUACAGAGUGAUUUUGUUGUGCGUCUUAAACUUACACUAGUUUGAAAUUUGUUAAUGUGAAUGUCAUCUUUUCAAAUGGGUGCACCAAUCAGUAACAAUCGAGUCAUAAGGAAAUGAUACAAGAUAUACUUUUGGAACUUAUUUAAGUUAUUGAGAUUCGGAUCAACUAAUUCUUGACACAAUAUCAGAGCCUUUAAUCGAAAUCCCUCGACCCUCGUGUUCCAUCCGAGUGGCCCCAAAGAGUGCAACAAGUGCUACAGUGCCAACUCGAACAUGGAAAAUUUGCCAAUAUAUCGGUUUUGGUACAAUAUUGUUGAUGUCUUUUUAUGCUAAUAGUCGAUUAUUUCAGCGACGGCCUUUCAGUACCAAUGCCGAAUUUAUAAAUCAUUUGCAGCAGGGGUUGUAGAAUGCUGCGGUAGCUUCGCUACAUAAGGUCCUAUAGUUGGAUGGAGGUAGUCUCUUUGGCUUGCAAAUACUGUACUGGUAGCUUAUGAACAUCUACCAAGCAGUGUUCUUCGGGUGGUUGGGGAGAGAGCUACCUCUCAUGUGUAAACAAGGUUAGUUGCGUUUUGUACUCGGCUGUGCUAUUGCUUGCAUUUAGACCUCACUGACAGAUCAUAUAACCUGGAGCAGUUCGACGAUUGACUUGUUCUGUAAGGAUUUGUAUACCAUUGUCCUUGAUCUCUUCAUAUACCAGGUAUAUAGCAAUCUUGAAGGUGACAGAGGCCACGUUGUAAAUACUGGAUGGGCGAUGUUGGCUCUCAUCAGUUCACUGCUGGCCAGGUAGAUGCAGACACCAGUUUCACUUACCUUCGGAUAAAACUUAGGCAAACCUUGAUGUGAUGUUCUUUACUUUCCUUUGUGUUGCUGGAUUGUGAAGUUAUGCAUGUUGGCAUCUGAACUCUUAUUGCAUUGCUUUUCCCCUGCGCUAUUUUUUUGGUUUGUUUUAGCAGGCUGAGAGAGACUCAACACCGUUGCACCGUGCAGCCAGAUUCUUGAUAAAUUCUCAAAUGGAGA
Linum trigynum is the source of this 4891-nucleotide messenger RNA. The record is from the annotation of a GenBank genome assembly. Lineage: Eukaryota; Viridiplantae; Streptophyta; Magnoliopsida; Malpighiales; Linaceae.